AUCACACAGAGCUCCUGGGUCCUGGAAUGAAGACCACAGUGAGCUUUUCAGCAAUGCAGCAACCCGGGGAACUGAAUGCCAGUCAGAAAACAGAGCAUCAUCCAAUUGCAUGCCUGCCUUUGAUCUUGGACAGAGAAACUCAGAACCUCUCCCUCCAAUCCAGAAGCAAAUAAAUACUAAGAAGAAGAGACAUCCCUCGAUUCAGUGCACAGACAGUUCGAGACAUAAAAACCAAGGCGACUGUCAUUAUAAGAGCACAAAUGAACCUGUUUGGAUUGCAGACUGCAGCAAAUACCUGUCUCCCCCUAGGAGUUUGCCACUUCUUCCAGCAUCAUCAGACAACGCAGAGAGCCCUGGCUUACACAGGCCACUGUCUUUCUCUCAAGACAAAGCCAGUCAUUCUUUAAGCACACCUGCAGCAGAGCAACACGGAGAACUGGAGGGGACUAAACACUCCACUCAGCCUGAAAGCCAGCCAAUAUAUGCACAUUCUCGCAAGAAAGAAAAGCACAUAUCUCAUGGUUGUGCUACAGAGGAUUGGAGACAGCAUGAUGCAGUGACCACAGCAGCUCUGAAUGUGGUGUUUCCUCCAUCGACCUACUCCACACAUGGCCUCUCCAGACCAGCUACACCUAACGAAGGGCACCAAGACAGAUAUUACAGGCUUAUUGAAGAAUCCAUCGACCCUUGUAUGGUGUCUCCACUUAGUGCAGAAUGGCUUCAGGGAAUCUAUUCAUACAUACCAGCAGAACUUUGCAAGGUGUGGAGCAAAUCCCUUCAGGAUUUAACAAAGGAGGCAGAAGAAAACUUUAUCUAUGCUAUUAAGAAGUCCAUUGUAGACUAUAUAUUACUAGAUCUGAUGGAGCAACAGAGGCUUGAAAUUAAAAUAUCCCCAAAGAUGUCUAACAGCGCUGGACGGCACCAGUUUCCAUGGCAUGAAAGUGUUAAAGCAGCAAAUGUCAAACUGAAGAACAACUUGUACAUCACACAUCCAGUCAUGUCUAAAGUGUUACUUCACUUCUAUACAAAGUAUGCAAACUUUAGACUACUUGAUAUUGACAGCCUUAUGCAUAUUGUGCCUACGAAGAUAAACGAGUUCAUAAAUCGCAUAAGAAGCGAUGCCAGAAAGAAAUCUGAAGAACUCCAAAAGACAUGGCUUAGAGACUGCUGUGACAUUGUGACUCAAUACAGAGAGAACAUAGAAUCUGAGAUGCCACAUGAUGAGAAGUUACGGAGGAAAAAGAUGGAUCACUUAUUUUGCUGUUUGGCGACACUAAUGUCCAAUCUUCAGCGAAGUAUAGUAGAAGUGUCUCUUGCUGAUCUUGUGAAAAUGGUUGAAAUGUAUGGUAAAGGGAAUCAUUAUGAAGGAAAUUACCCACCAGAGGAUGUUUGGCUCCCAGAAAACCCUCAUCUUAUUUUACUAUUUUUGAAACCAUUUUUAAAAGAAUCGGUUGUCAGCUUUAAUCCAUCCGUUGAAGAAAUUGUCUGUGGCUUUGACAACACAGUGGAUAGUUUGGUUAUCAGUGUCCAGCAGAUGGCAAGAAUUGAGACUUUUCUUUUCCAGGCUGUAGAUAAUCUGAAAAUCAAAUACAUCAGUUCAAUACAAAUCCAUGAAGAGAUUGUCCUGUCAUCCAAGGCAAGAAUAAGAGCUGUGAUUGAAAAUAACAUGCAUGGUCCAAACAGAUAUGCCAAGGUGUACAAACCUUUUCUACAAAUGCUCUCUCUUCAAACUGAAAAGCGUCUUCAAACACUUGCUCAAAAAGACAUCAGUCUUAAAGUCUAUGCCAGAGAACUUGACAGAAUGAAAGAACUGGCAUCAGAUGUUGCUUUGUUGCCAGUAUUUGUGCCCAUGAAGAUGAUGCUGAUGGAUUGCUCUGAAAUUAACCAGCAAAUGAUUGAUCGUACCCACCAGCUGACUAAUAUAAUAAUUAAUAAAGUUGCUUCCAUGUCAAUGAUGUUUAAUCGAAACAUUUGCUGGCAGUAUGAUGGCAUUGUCACAAAAAUAUCUGCCAUGGCUGCAUCAACAUCUGCUCUUGUGGAGCUACAAAACUACAUUGACAGACUAAGAAGCAAGGAGCUACCGGAGAUUCAGGAAAAACUGUCAGUGGCAGGGGAAAAUCUGCUUUUCCUAAUGGACUAUGCAUCCCUAUCAAAAGAGGACAUUAUUCUUAACGGAAACACGUUUUCCUGGCCUCAGAGAAUCAUUCCUAUCAUUAACAGCAGUGAGACACGACUGCAGAGGGAGCAUGAUGGGGCUCUGGCAAGGCUCGCACAGUGGCAGAAGGAUUUCACAAAGCGCUUGGCUGAUGUACUCAUUGAGGUGAAAGACUUCCAGAAGAAAGACCGGAUGACUGAAGCUACUACUAAUGUACAGAAGCUUAGCUCCAUCAGCAGGAGAAUACAGGACUUUAUGGAAGAGAAAUCUCUAAUUAAUAAAGAGGAGAUGCUUUUAGAAGUUGAGCAAAUUAGCACAUUUGAACAAAUAGAUGAUAUAUAUAAAUUAAAAGAACCCUAUGAAGAAUUAUGGACAACUGCUGCACAUUUUAGCACUUGCUAUGAGAAAUGGAUGAAUGGGCCUUUUCUACAGGUCAAUGCAGAAAAUGUAGAAGAGGAGGUGCAGAAUUUAUGGAAGACUAGUUACAAACUGACAAAAGCAUUUUAUCACCCGGACUUACACGGACCACUUAAAGUCGCUACAACCAUUAAGACCAAGCUUGAGAAGUUUAAGAUCAACAUGCCCCUUGUAACAGCUUUGUGUACACCAGGGAUCAAGCCAAGACACUGGAACCUAAUGAGCGAAAAGGUUGGAUUUACUAUCACUCCACAUGAAAGUACAACUCUUUUUGAAGUUUUGCAGUUUGGUCUUGAAAAAUAUCUUGAUGAUCUAAAUCAGAUUAGCUCUCAGGCUAGCAAAGAGUAUGCUCUGGAGAAAGCACUCAACACAAUGAAAACAGAUUGGGAGGAUGCAUGCUUCAGCUUUUCAUCCUACAAGGAUGGAGAUAGCUAUGUGCUAGCCGCUGUUGAUGAAAUUCAGGUUUUGCUGGAAGACCACAUUGUGAAAACUACAACCAUGAAAGGCUCUCCAUUUAUUGCACCAUUUGAAAAAGAAAUAUUAGCAUGGGAAGCUAAGUUGCGACACUUUCAGGAUACUUUAGAUUCCUGGCUCCGAGUUCAGAUGGCCUGGUUAUAUCUGGAACCCAUUUUUGGAUCAGAGGAUAUACGUAACCAAAUACCAGUUGAAGGGGAAAAAUUUGAAACUGUUGAUUUCAAUUGGAGGCUAAUAAUGAGGGAGUCUGUGGAGGUGGCCAACGCCAUGAGGGUUAUCUCGCAGCCCCAGAUGCUGGAUAAGUUGAAGGAGGCUGAAUUGGUGUUGGAUGACAUUCAGAAAGGUCUUAAUGAUUAUUUGGAGAAGAAAAGGCUAUUCUUUCCAAGGUUUUUCUUUUUGUCCAAUGAUGAGCUGAUAGAAAUCCUUUCAGAGACAAAAGAUCCACUUAGAGUUCAGCCACACCUUAAGAAAUGCUUUGAAGGCAUCGCAAAACUCACGUUUAAUCCCAAGAAGGAAAUCACUCACAUGGAGUCAACAGAGAAUGAAAAAGUGGAGCUUGUGAUGAGAAUAAUUCCAGAACAUGCCAAGGGGCUAGUUGAGAAAUGGCUUCAUGAGUGAGGUAAAAGUGGAAUUAAAGGGUAAGUAAGGACAAAAAAGCAAGGUAAAUAUUGGACUCCAUAUGUGUGUUCAGUACAUCACAAACUGUAGACCUUUUUGUUAUUAGGCACUUAGUGAUAUUUUCAGUUAGCCUCUUUGCUGCAUGAUUUAAUGUCGGACCAUCAGUUUUCUCCAUUUAUUUGUGUUAUGAUUUCUAUAGCCUGUUUUUAUGUAGAAUGAAAGAGAAAUGAGCAUGUUUAUAGAACUUCAGCCACAAUUAGUAUGGAUGCUGUGGUAUCUGUGUUGUUGUGUCCAUUAUGAAAUGACCAGCUUGACUCUCACAUAAAGAGAAUGCAUGUCGCGUAAUAAAUAUUGAAAGGGAAAGUAUUUCUGUCCUAGGUCUGUGUCAAGAGGGGUCUUAUGUUUUUGUUUCAGAAGUUGUUCCAAAUGUCCCGUUAAGUUCCAUGUGUUUGGGUUGGUGGUUCUGCUGUUAAACCAGGCCGGUUUGAUUAAAACCGUCUAAUACUUGGUUUCCUUCAAGAGCCAUGGCAUACCUUGGUGCAUGUUAGUGUCGUUGUCCUGUCAGUUUAGCUUGUCCUUGGUGUUGUGCAACUUUUAGUGGAGAAAGUUGUUCUAUUGUGAUGUUUGUGUCUUAAAAAAUAACUCCUUUGACAGUUGCAGCGCUGUUAAUUUCCGACGUUACUGUUUCAGUGUGCAUCUUGUCAUUGAAAUAUAGUUUAAAAUGUUCAGUAAUGUAGCAUGAAAUUAUUGGUUAGUUUGGGAAUGGAUGUGAAAUCAUGUGAAGAAAAUAAGUAUUGCAUCCGAUCGAGAUAAAUUCACUGUGGUGUUUUAUGGCUUUUUAUUCCUAUGUGAUAGUAAUAAUGUCUCAUGUAGGGAUGGAAGCCAUGAAAUACAUUGUGAAAAGUCAUCAUCUAGAAUGGGGGCCAUAAGCAUGGAAAAUGCAAUGGCCAUGGAGCUAAUAGGCACAGAGUUCAGCCAACAUAUCAACAUUCUGUGCUCUAACUUAUUUUGUUUACACUAUGAAAGUUUGAGCACAGUCUAUCUACUUAGUCAGAAGUUAGCAGUUACAGUGCAAAUUGUAUUGGUAUAAAACUGUGAUUUUUAUUCAGAAAGAAUGCAUUUAUUUGUUACAGUCAGAGGACUUUGCAAUGGUGUGAGGUUGGUGCUCACUGAUGUUUUCUGCACACGAGAGCAUAGUCAUAGCAGGAUUCCUUCCUAAUUAUUAAUAGUUGCUAGAAAUAUAACAUUAUUUGAUUGGUUGGCUUAAGUUUUGGACACAGCAAAUACAUUAGAAGGUCUUCGUGGCAUGAAGUAUUGUACAUACUACUUUUCAAUAGAAAGUAUAAUAUAGAUUAGAUUUCUAUAUAUUUCCUUUUCUAUAUUAAAAGCAAUAAAGUACUCUUAAUUAAUGUUUAUAUUUUUUGCUUGUAUGAACAAUAUGAAAAUAAAAUAUCUAAAUAUAC
This is a messenger RNA of Rana temporaria (common frog), 5127 nucleotides long. Its product is annotated as dynein heavy chain 3, axonemal-like. The record is from RefSeq and is a predicted model, not a curated record. The transcript has 21 exons. Gene Ontology annotation, biological process: microtubule-based movement. Gene Ontology annotation, molecular function: minus-end-directed microtubule motor activity; dynein light intermediate chain binding; dynein intermediate chain binding. The coding region runs from base 110 to 3664 and encodes 1184 amino acids. Lineage: Eukaryota; Metazoa; Chordata; Amphibia; Anura; Ranidae. Gene Ontology annotation, cellular component: dynein complex.